Orbilia oligospora ATCC 24927 is the source of this 873-nucleotide messenger RNA. RefSeq lists its product as uncharacterized. Gene Ontology annotation, cellular component: extracellular matrix. The record is from RefSeq and is a predicted model, not a curated record. The transcript has a single exon. NCBI's taxonomy places the organism in Eukaryota, Fungi, Ascomycota, Orbiliomycetes, Orbiliales, Orbiliaceae. Bases 1 to 873 code for a protein of 290 amino acids. Gene Ontology annotation, biological process: proteolysis; collagen catabolic process; extracellular matrix organization. Gene Ontology annotation, molecular function: metalloendopeptidase activity; zinc ion binding.
AUGUGCGGAAUACAUGGCAAAGGGUCGAUAAGACCUAGCUGCACCGGUUCAAAUAUAUGCAAACGCCAAUACGGCAGCCAGGCAUGGCCCAAUGGCUUUGUAUUCCGAUACCAAGUCCAGGGCGUUCUCCCAGGAUCCGACCAAGCUACUAUGGAGGCGUCCUUUGAACGGGCUUGGUCGAAAUGGGCCCGAGUCUGCCCUUAUACCUUCCAAAAGGCAAACGGGAACGCCAACGUGACAAUCUCAGUUGUCGAUGCCAAUGACCAGUUUUUCCUACAAAAUCCCCAGACGCAAGCGUAUGCCAACAUUGGACCCUCGGGCGGUGAGCAAAGUUAUGUCAGAUUCAAGGGACCCGCAUUUGCCCAAUGGACUCCUUCGGCGAUACAUACUCUCUUUUUGCAUGAAUUCGGCCACGUCCUUGGACUCAGUCACGCCAAUGACCCGAACUCGAUCAUGUCUGCCUUCAUCGGUAACAUGUUUUCCGAACGAGAGCUCACGAACGACGAUGUUGUGAGAAUGCAGGGCGUUCUUAGCGCCAAUGGCCUGAGUUCUCCAAAUAAUGGACAGCAAAUCAACAAUAAUGUCCCCCAGAAUAAUGGCAAUAACGGACAAAACUACUACCAGACGCCGAAUCAGAACCAGCAGAACUAUUAUCAGAAUCCAAACCAAAACCAGCAGCAGAACUACUAUUAUAAUUACCCCCAGAAUCAGAACCAGAAUCAGAAUCAAAACUACUAUUAUUACUAUAACUAUCCAAAUCAAGGCUAUUCCUACUAUAAGCGGUCGGUUGCGGCAGGCAAGAAUUCAUCGGCGAGGGAAGAAAGGUCUAAAACUCAUUGGAGGCGAUAUCAGGAGAUUGAGGGCAAGAAAUAA